AGCCUGGGGAGGGACGCGGGCGGGGACAGAGCUCGGCGUGCUCGCUGCUGGAGGGUGAUGGCCCUGCGAGGCUGCAGGCUCCGACCUUACCCCGAGUCCGCGGCGAGAGGCUCGCGGAGGCGCGAGGUUCCGGGCGAGCUCUGAGCGCGGGCUCCAACCACCCUGGGUCUUUACACAUUCUACGACCACUGACUCGGGACGAAGGCGAGGAUCCGCUCUCGUUUUGGCUUCUCGUCGUCCUCCAGAUCAUGUCCGCGGCUCCCGGGACUCCGCGCGGAAAAAGAAGUUUGUCCGGCGUGGACCCAAUGACCUUUCCAAGCUGUGCGCCUCACUGCCUGGACCAGGUCUGAGUGACGCUGCCCAGGCGGACGUUUCUGGGGGAGGGUUUUCUCUGCGCGCCGUUGUCCUUCUGGGUUUUCGCCGGAGCCCCACGCCCAGCCGCCUCUGAGUCCUGGAAAAAAAGGGUGGCUACCUCCGCCCCCCAGCACCCCGGAAAAUGGGGAGCAAGGCCCUGCCAGCGCCCAUCCCGCUCCACCCAUCGCUGCAGCUCACCAAUUACUCCUUCCUGCAGGCCGUGAACACCUUCCCCGCCGCGGUGGACCACCUGCAGGGCCUGUACGGUCUCAGCGCCGUGCAGACCAUGCACAUGAACCACUGGACACUGGGGUACCCCAACGUGCACGAGAUCACCCGCUCCACCAUCACCGAGAUGGCGGCGGCGCAGGGCCUCGUGGACGCGCGCUUCCCCUUCCCGGCUCUGCCCUUUACCACCCACCUCUUCCACCCCAAGCAGGGAGCCAUUGCCCACGUCCUCCCAGCCCUGCACAAGGACCGGCCCCGUUUUGACUUUGCCAACUUGGCCGUGGCCGCUACGCAAGAGGAUCCCCCUAAGAUAGGAGACCUGACCAAGCUGAGCCCGGGGCUGGGUAGCCCCAUCUCGGGCCUCAGUAAAUUGACUCCGGACAGAAAGCCCUCCCGAGGGAGGUUGCCCUCCAAAACGAAAAAAGAGUUUAUCUGCAAGUUUUGCGGCAGACACUUUACCAAAUCCUACAACUUGCUCAUCCACGAGAGGACCCACACAGAUGAGAGGCCGUACACGUGUGACAUCUGCCACAAGGCUUUCCGGAGGCAAGAUCAUUUGCGGGAUCACAGGUAUAUCCAUUCCAAAGAAAAACCCUUCAAAUGUCAGGAGUGUGGGAAAGGAUUUUGUCAGUCUAGAACUCUGGCUGUUCACAAAACUUUACAUAUGCAGACAUCAAGCCCUACAGCUGCGAGCAGUGCGGCAAAGUGUUCAGGCGAAACUGUGAUCUGCGGCGGCACAGCCUGACUCACACCCCGCGGCAGGACUUCUAGAGAAGCCCCGGAUCUGUCCCGGGCCGCCGCCGCCGCUCCCCUCCCCAGACACCUCUCCACGCCUCCCACCCGGGGGGGCCACCCCCAACCCUUCACUGACCCCAGCUCUUCCCCAGCUGCAGCCACACCGGCAGCUCCAGGGGGUUAACUCUUCUUCCCAAGGACUGAGAACUGUAGAAAGCCACACAAGUACAUCCUUUCACAAAGAGCAUAUGCUAGUGUCUUGUAGAUAUUCACAGCUCAUUUUAGAGCUCUGUACAUAAUGUUGUGGGUCUCUGUUUCGUUGUUUUGUUUUGUCUGUUUUUGUAUCUUGUUGGAUGCACCUAGGUAUGGAAAAUGGAAACCAAAUUUAUCUUUAAAGACUGUAUUUUCAAAAAUAAAAUGUUUUCUUGUUUGUUUCAACACUCCUGCAAAAGUGCCUUGCUAUUUGACUUCUGUUUUUCCUCUGGAUUCUGGAAGAGUGGCAUGUCUCUGAAAUAUUAAAUAUUGAAGGGCAUUCUUUAUCCCAAGGUUUCAAAAGUAAGACUUCUCACAGUUCUCUUACUGAAACUUCAUCUCUUCCCUUUUCAUACUGUGGCAUUUUGGAAUUGGUCAACUGUGCUGUCUUUCUGCUUUUUGAAGAUAUUAAAAUUGAUACCCAUG
Molecule: messenger RNA, 1995 nt
Organism: Balaenoptera musculus (blue whale)
Lineage: Eukaryota; Metazoa; Chordata; Mammalia; Artiodactyla; Balaenopteridae
Gene: OSR2
Product: odd-skipped related transciption factor 2
Exons: 4
Coding region: 497-1327 (276 amino acids)
Biological process (GO): regulation of transcription by RNA polymerase II; embryo development; urogenital system development
Cellular component (GO): nucleus
Molecular function (GO): DNA-binding transcription factor activity, RNA polymerase II-specific; RNA polymerase II transcription regulatory region sequence-specific DNA binding
Source: RefSeq, a predicted model, not a curated record